Messenger RNA from Anarrhichthys ocellatus (wolf-eel), 13730 nucleotides. It is a transcript of the gene dnajc17, whose product is annotated as DnaJ (Hsp40) homolog, subfamily C, member 17. Gene Ontology annotation, molecular function: RNA binding. Gene Ontology annotation, cellular component: spliceosomal complex. The coding region runs from base 111 to 1061 and encodes 316 amino acids. Gene Ontology annotation, biological process: spliceosomal complex disassembly. The record is from RefSeq and is a predicted model, not a curated record. Lineage: Eukaryota; Metazoa; Chordata; Actinopteri; Perciformes; Anarhichadidae. The transcript is spliced from 12 exons.
CGUAAAACGCAUGCUGCCUGGACCCGGGAAUAACAACAAACAGCUGCAUUCGCCAAACGUUGACAUUUCUUAUUGUUCUGUAUUGGUGUCGUUGCUCGUUGUUCGCAGACAUGUCUGGAAAGGCCAAGGAUAUCCUGAAGCUGGAUCUGUAUGGUUUACUCGGUAUUGACAUCACUGCUACAUCGAAAGAGAUCAAGAAAGCGUAUCGACAGAAAGCCUUGACAUGCCAUCCGGACAAGAAUCCAGACAACCCAAAAGCAGUGGAGCUCUUCCACCAGUUGUCCCAGGCUCUCGAGGUGUUAACUGAUGCUGCAGCCAAGGCUGCCUAUGACAAGAUCUGCGCUGCCAAGAAACAAGCAGAAGCAAGAAACAGGAAGUUAGAUGAUAAGAGAAAGAAAAUCAAGCUUGACUUGGAGACCAGAGAGCAACAAGCAGACGCUCAGAGCCAGGAUGAGGUGCAAAACACUAGAACGCUUGAAGAAGAGAUAGCCCGUUUGAGAGAGGAGGGAUCCCGGCAGCUUGAGGAGGAACAGAGGCUCAUCCGGGAGCAGAUCCAGAGAGAGAGAGAAGCACAGCAGCAGCAAACGGGAGACGGACAUUCAGGAGUGGAGGGAUGUUUUAAGAACAAUGUGACCCCCAAAUUGAAGUUAAAGUGGAAGUGUAAAAAAGAUGACGAGACGAAUGGAGGCUACUCUCAAGACAUUCUUUUCACACUCCUGCAAAAGUAUGGAGACGUUUCGAAUGUGAUCAUAUCGAGUAAGAAGAGAGGAAGCGCUGUGGUUGAAUUUGCAAACGUGAGAGCAGCUGAGCUGGCAGCUAAAAAUGAAAUUGGCCUGAGUAAAAACCCCUUGAAGAUUUCGUGGCUGGAAGGACAGCCCGAGGUUAUUGCUCCAGCUUCUCAACCUGGCCAGUUCAUAUCCUCACAGGGCGCCAUGGCAAACGAGCGCGACUAUGAGAGCGUGGUGAUGAUGAGGAUGAGGCAGGCCGCUGAACGUCAAAAGCUCAUAGAACAAAUGCAGAGAGAGGAUGACGAGGAGGCUGCCGGAGCGUGGGAUGACUGAGGGAGGCACAGAGUAGAGAAGAAGUGAGGGCUCCUGCAGCGCAGACAGAGGUAUGAGUCCUAAUACUGAGGCUGCAGGGGUGACUCAUUACUGCUCACUAUCUAGUGUAAACAUGUCGUGUCAAUAUUGAGGCCAAUUCUAUUUUUACAAGUUAUUAUUGAUCAACAUUUUAUUUGUUCAAAAUAAACGGUGCAUGCUUGCAUCAUGUGCUGUAUGUUUGCAGUUCCACCCGUUUCAGAAUUUAGUCGGAUGACUUGAACAUUUAGUUCGCUGCAAUAAACUGAAAUUUCAUCUAAAUGUAUUUGAUUAAAUUUCCACGUUGUCUCAUUAGUUUCUAUAAUAACAACCCUGAGAACUGAUAAAUGAGUUCUAGAUCUGAGGCACCCAGUGAGUAUUUUUCGUCUUUAUUCGUCAUGUUGUGAACGGGCCAGAGGAGAUCUAUAAUGAUACAUGAAAAUAUCGGUAUAAUGAUGUAAUUUGCAUCUGUCUGGCUGGAUGUGACCAACUCCUUUCCUUCCUUAUUGUAGCCAGGUGCCGAGUGUAACCUUUGCUCUCUGUUGUCUGCACACGCGUUCAGUAACAGUUGUAUCGUUCCAAACAGACCGUGCGAUGUGAAUACGUGGAAGUUAAACCAGUAAUCAGGCUUUCAGAGGUAGGAACACUAGAUCGGCUUUUGUAAGACUUCUUGUUGCCUCACGUGAUGACAAGACGCACUCUGAAGGCCCUCCGUCAUUGGUCUGGUGAUUAAAAUGAUUGUUUCCUCGGCUCCAGCUUAAGAUUGAAUGGACAGACAUGAGAGUAGUAGCGGUCUUCUCGUCUAACUCUCAGCAAAUAACUGUUGCUUUGGUCGCACGCUGAAAGGCUUUUCAUUGAGGAGUCCUGAAACGCUCUCUGAGCGACUUUUACCUCGUGAUAACUGCUACACUAAGCAUGAGCAGUACAUGAACUUCCAUUUAGCCGUCGCACAUGAUUUUGCAGCAAUAGUUGUGCUUGUUUUUGGGGGCAACCUACCCACCUCAGUGUUUCCAUUUCAUUCACUUCACUCCAGCCUCGGUCCUGAUGCAUCGCGUCACAUGUCGUGGACCAUCUUUAAUUUAAAAACAUGCCUCUUGCUUCAAAAACAACAAACACAUUUUCUCUUAAGUCAGGCUAUUAUUCUAAGCUGUGUUCCAAUAGGCCUAUGUAACAGAUGCCUAGUAAAUACUCUGCAUUGCUUAUGUGUGCCCUCUGAAGUGUCACGCUACCGCUCUGUGACCCGCAUUAAGUCAGACGUUACAGUGCCAAACUGUUGCGGUCACUGUUUGUUUUGUUCUGCCUGUGGAACAUCUAUCCAUCCAAAUAGUCUCAUUUCCCUGUCCCUCGGGGGGACUAUGGCGUAAUGCUGCGUCUGUGUUUGUGGGCCCGUGUUUCUCCUGUCAUUGCGUUAUUUAGGAGCCACAUGGCAACUUCGCACCGUCCAACCCACUCAUCCAUCUCUCUACCACCAAUGUCCAGCUGUGGAGCGGAGCGAUGUGGUGGGAGACAUCUGCUCCUCUCCUCCUGCAAAAUCCCCUCAUCACAUGGUUUUGUUUAUGCAUAGCCUUUUUCAUAUCCCGGCAAUGUGUAAAAAAAAAAAAAAAAAAAAGAAGAAGCCGAGGAACACAAACUCUGUCCAAAUGACAACAGAGGAAAUACAAUUACCGGAAACACAUUCACCACCAACCCUGCCGUGUCCUACCAACAUUACAGCACAGCCCUGGAAUCUUCAUAGUGUCUUCUUCCGUCCCGUUUUCCUUAUUAUGUUCCGAGUCAAAACCUGUCACGUCUUUGUAUGCAAACAGCAAAUGGAAUCUCCGUGGUCACGGUACUGGGACGCACCAGCAUCGUUUGAUCUUUAGUACAGAGGUGGAAGCUAAGUCAUGUGUGAGGCAGCAGGACUGGUAAGAGUUUUUGCUGUAAGCUGGCUGGAAAAGUUUCUGGUUUGCGGGUUAGUGAUCCGGGCUGGCCCCAGACAUGUGUUCACAGACCUGGGGCUGUGCUGAAACCACCCAGUGUUUUUUGGCUCUCACAGGCCGAGUGUGCGUGCAGUGCUAGCGCCUCAUCUUUGGGCAUGCAGCAUCCCCCCGUAAGGUGCCACGGAGCUGCGAGGGCUCCCAAUAAAAGCAUGUUUGUCAUUUGUCUGUUUGAUCGGGUUAUCAGAAGUAUCCUUUGCAGCAGGAUUUCAAAUUGUUUUCUUCUAUUCACAAGUACACAAUCAAUCCACAUCAUUAGAUCAUUUAAUCAUACGCAUAUGAUACACUUGCAAAAAACAUCUUUACACAGUGCUUUAAGUACAAAUACGUCUAUCUGGCGUAUUGUAGGUCUUUUGCUAAGGCUGAAUUUAGAGACAUUCCUUUAAGUUUUACUGGCAAAUGAUUAACAAUUAAACUGGACCUUACUCUCGCAACACUUGGUCACCACUAGUAAAUAGCAAACAAUAUGGGCAAAGGGCCUUAUAAAAUGCCUGGAAUGUAGUUUGGUAUUCCCUUGAAAUUGGUGACCUGUCACCUAUUGAAGGUAAUCUGAAACCUUACGUCUGGGAUAAUCUCAAUUUUAGGACUUUUAUUUUUACUAUGACAAAAGUUCCUCAGCAUGAUUCAUUCAUCCUUUCAAAGGCUUCGAGAGGCAUUUCCAUACAGUCAAUACUCGCUCCAUCACUCCGUCUCCUUGUGGAGGCACCACACCAGCGUCUGUCCCACCCCCGUCAUCGUCAGCACGCGGAAGCCCAUCUUCUCCAGCUUGUCCAACACCAGGCGAGGCGGGUCGUCCACAUUGUACUCGGAACUAAAUAAGCAUAAACACAAAGUCAUUCAACUUUCCGCAGAUGUGGGAUUUCUCCGUGUUUCAGUAAACUUUGCUUGGAAAGUAGAACGCUGUUAAUUGUUCUGGUGCUUGUUCACUUCCUUCCACACCUUGGUUCAUUUCCCAGCAGCAUUUGAAUCAGAUUGCCAAUGACAACACUUCCCUGAUCUGUAUUGUAUCAGCUUGAACAGUUUAAUCUAAAUCUGCAGAGCCAGCAGCCUUCCUCAGCCACAUUGGAUGGGGUUUUUUUUUUUCCUCCAUGUGACCUGAUCUCAGCCCUGUCAUCAAUAUGUACACGUUAACUGCCAAAAUGAAAGAAAAACCAGAGUUAAGUGCCUAAAUAUGGAAACAUGGUGUGACCAUUACAGCUUAUUCUCCCCGUUUGUGAGAUGUUCUCAUUAAAAUGGUCAAAUCAGGAUAGAACUACUUCAUCCCGUGAGACAUUUAAAUCUUGGUGCUUUUAUGGCCCAAGUGAGCCGAACAAUGCCGACAAAUCUCAUCCGUUUACUCUUUGUCGUCAGAUAUUGCCCACAUUUGACAAGUUACCUGCCCCAUUCACUGAAUGUCCAACCCACUUAAAUAACUGACUGUCCCCGAUGUGCAAUACUCACAAAUUGUUCCCCAGCAUGGUUGUCUUCCUUGCUCCUAGGGAAUUCAUGACAGCUGGAUCCGAAUAUUCAUCUCCCACAUUUGUUGGACCAGUCUCCUGCAAGAAGUGAUGAAGUACAUUGACUAUACAGCUGAUGGUUUGCUUAAGAUUGAUUUGAGAUGCCAAUGCUUUUGAAAAAAACAAACAAUAUCUGUUAUGUGUGCAGCUCUGGCUGCGUGUCACUGGCUUCCCCUGCAGCCCUCUGAUCAUAAUCUCUAAUAACUAGGCAGGCUAAAAAUAGAUCACCAGAUACUCAGGCUAUAGCAUUAGGUUGCUAAAUGAACAGCUCAACAGCUGAGGAACAUGUGUUUUUGAUUUAGGGCACCCUAGCAAAAAACAAAAACCCGCUUGUAGCCUUGACUGUUUGUUGUUUCCAGCAUGCAGAAUAUUACAGCACGCUGCAGAACAGCAAUCUGAUUGAGUACUGGUUUGCGCCACGUUGCUCUGGCAAACAAACAAAUCCCUCAAUCUCCGUCUCGAGCGCGUCUCUUCUAAAAGCACGACACGAGUCGGUUACAGAUGGCGAGAUACACACCAGUCGGAUCUGCGUACUGACGAACAUGUAAGGCAUCCCUGCUCCCUGGCGACGGACCGCUAUUCCUCUGGGGUAUCACCGAGGAGGGCUUCUUCACAGACGCGACGGUCCCCCUCUCCGGUAUGCGCUCCUGACGAAAAGCUCUUCCCGGAAUGCGGAAAACACCCACCGCGACGGACCAAUCGCAGCUCUCCUCGCGGCAUCUGUCAACAGCGUUGCACGCUCGGUGCUUGAAAGUCUUGCUCAAUUGAUGCGAUCACUUUGUUUGUUGACUUGAGAAAUGUUGGCCGGUGUGCAUGUAGGCGCACCGGAGGAAAUGCCUUUCAUGCCGAGUUCUCGUUAUUCAGAAUUACACGGCCUCAGUACAGAGGUCCCUUGUACAAUCCCAUCAUGCUGUGGCCGAUACAAGUAGAUGUGUCGUCUAGUAUUUUAACCUGCAGUGCUGUUCAGUCCUUUUAGCUUCAGAAGGCUCGAGUCUACAAAAUGACAGUUCAGCCAACUGCAUGACGCGUUUUCCUUUUUAUCCCAGGCCUGGAUUUUUGCAAAGUCAUAUAUUUUUGAAACAAUACAAUUUGGUUCACGAGGAUUCAGUUUGCACAAUACAUUUGCUAAGAAAAGAAACACGCUGUCUGGAACUCUAAUUUCCUCCUCAGAGAUUUAUUAAUUUCCUCCUCAGCACAACAGUAAUAUUUUUGGAUCAGCCUUGUUGAGGGGGGGUGAAAGACAUAGACCCAAGGCAAACAACAAUGGCGAGGCCUUUGAUAAAAUCAGCAAUAUGAAUGUAAUGUCCCACUGAUGCCAGAGGAGCUCAACGGACAUCCAGCAAGGCUCUGCAUGUCAUGCUCAGUGGGAAGGGUCAUUUAAAGCCUUGAUGUUGUGAGACAUGAAUCCGAGCAAACCAGAGCCCGUUCAGUAGCGCCCUGCACCACAAUCAAUGGUGAACACAUCAUCCUCGCCCAAGUGGUUUACCAUGAGAUAAGAUGUUUGUUUGUUUUAGAUUUUAUCAUAUAUUGUUGCCACAUUUGACACAGCUCUGCAUUGUGACAACGACUGAAUACUGUUUACUGUCGAGUGUGUCUGACAUGAGAGUGUCAUGACCCCCUGAGCUGAUCUAGAGCCUGUAAUCUGGGGCCCCUUCGCUCAGAGGGACACAGGUGCUUGGUGAGGAUUGCUGAGAAGAUUGCCACCUACUGGCUUCCAAGAUGAUUGUCAUCCAGUUUGUGUUGCUUGUCUCUUUGAUUUUUUUUUUCCCACCACAUCUUUCACAUUGGUUAAAAAGACGUUCACAUACUGAACAUUUGAAUUCGUAAAAACUGUCACACUGCUUUUCCCUUUGGGAAACAGCCACAUGUUGAUCGACAAGUUGUUGUCUUGGCUUUCGGUAGCCUUAAGUGAUGAACGAGCUUCCAUCUGACUCCUCCGUGGUGUGAAAAUAGAAAGGCGUUUUCCUCUGGAAUGCCGCUUUUCCACUGUUUUAUCUGUUCCCGCUAACCUGAGACCUACUUCAGCAAAAGAAAACAGGAAAAGCAGCAGGGUCGUCGCCAAGGUCCCAAAAAUAAACUAUAGAGACCCCCCCCCUCUUGCCAAAAGAACACUCUCUCCAAACAUGUUCAUACCCGAGCCACUUCCUGGACUCCAGCGGUGUCUUCCUGCACCGGCUCAUCUGCUGCUAGUUAUUGAAGUGCGGGGUCACCUCCUCUGGGACCUGUGGUGACAGUGGAGCACAUCCCUAGCGGGUCCACAGGAAGCAGUUUGAUCUUUUGAUGAGGCCUUUGCCUUUGCCUUCACCUUCUCGGCUAAAGUGUGAUGGCGUGUUGCCGCAGCGCCUCCGUCAAAUCAGCUACUAAUGUAUAAAGAAUCUUCUGCAACUUAAGAAAUACAACCUCAUAGGGUUCAACAUGUAUUUGUUCUCUACACUAUAGUCAUACAAAUGUAAAUACCACAACUAAAUACCAUAGCAGCUGGUAAUGCGGCACUCUAAAUACUGCAAAAUAUUUCACAUUAUAUUGUAUAAUUAUUGACAUGAAAGCUUUAACUGGAGCUUAUCCUGCAACAGGUUCGGGAUUGAUUUAAAUAUCCGUCUUUACGUACCCUGUAAUGUAUGUUGUAAGCGUAAAAAUUAAAAUUGGAAGUGAAAAACAAUUAUUUAAUUCCACACAGAAACAUAUAUUUAACAUGUGCUAUUUAUUCAAAAUAGAAACAAAUCAUCAGAUCAGCACAGUGUCUAAAUCCCAAGGCCUCAGAUAUCCCACACACACAACAUCGAGCUCUCUGUGAUAAAUGUGUCGGAUGGAUUUACUCGUGUAUUUUGCUGAAGACCUGCACAGGAUAGCUUUAAAUCGCUUAGUGGGGACUGAACGGGAAUGAAUUAUACAGCAGGCGGUGUGUGUGCACGAUGAUUUACUGUAGGUAUGUGUUGGAGUAUUACUUCCAUUAUUCAGCGGAGAGAUUUAAACUGUGGGAGAGCAGAGACAACAGGCAGCUCCUCUGAUAGAUUGGGUGUUAGGGUUACACUCUGUAUCGGUUUACAUCUGCUUAAUUGUGAUGAAUCACUGUAUUGUUGGGCCAUGCAUUUCUUCUCGAGACUUUUGCAUUUAUACUUCUGUGUGUCUGCGACUGCCUGUGAAGUGCUAGUUCCCCUCUGCAGCGCUCCACAGUCCCUCCUCUGCAAGUAGAUGCAUCACUGACCUCCUUUCCUUUGCUGUUUUCCAGAUUGCACCCAGCAGCUUAUCUAAAGUGUCUGCAAGCUGCAGAGAUAUUACCCCGCAGCCCUAGCAGGGUUAAACCCUCCGCUCUUCGUCUCUUCUUUUUUCACCCGGCCUCACCUCUCUUCCUACUCACUGAUAGAUGAGACCGCUGGCUCGAGGAAUCACACAACCCAACAUCGCGGUCCGUGCAUCGCUGUGAAACAUGUCAGGCGCUGUCACCAGGUUAACAUUCUGUUGAGAAAAACCAGGAUGCGGUUUCCGCGGUUGUGCAUACUGGGAGGGUUUGUUUAGGGGGACUUUCUCUCAGUGAUUAAGACUAAUGUCAUCAUCAAGGUUUGGAACAACACGUUGUUACACAGUGGGCCUUUUCCUCUCAUCACAUCGACUCAGAGCUUGAUUUUGUGCAAGGAGCAUGUCUCUGUGGGCAGCUACAACUGGGAUCGAUUGGACUAUUAGUAACAGGAAACAACAUAAUGCAUUAUAAACACAGAGGGACAGAGGAGAGAUUUCAGACGGCUUGAACGUAUCCAUAUAGCCUAGUUUGAGGUUCAGCAUUCCUCAUCCUCAUCUGUGUUGCAUCCCAGUGAGUUUGACCACAGUAAUGUUCAUUUAGUAGACAAAGCUUUCUCUGGAUGUUUUAGAAAAAUAGAAAGAACAAUUAUCCUCUUUGGAAAUGUGAAUCAUUUUGACCUCGGAGUCAUUUCCGGUCUUCCAGAAAGCUAAAGGAGCAAAUGUUCAAGAUCCUUUGGGAUUUAUUAGCAAAUCAGUGGCUAUAAACUGAUGACUUAUACAUUUUUUUUGUUCAGACAUCAGGCAUUCAGCCUAACUUAUGAUUCAAAUGUACAAUCUCUGGUGGCGAUUGUUGUUUUUUUUCUUGUUCUUGGGAAAUGAGGUAGGCUUCCUAAAUAUCUAAACCAUCCCAGGCUCACCACCACUCUUCAGCUCAUUCAUUAUGUUUUAUUUCCUGCUAUUACCAGAUCAUUAAAGUGUUUAUUGCCAACUCUCCCCCAAAGUCAAACAUUUGUUUGAAUACCGUGAAAUUAAAAGAGGGAACUAAGUGAACAAUGUUGAUACUUGUAAACUUUUAUAGCCUAAAAUGUUUAUUUAAAAAAACAGUCAAUUAUGGCUUGAAUUCAGUACAUUUUACAGUAGUUAAAUACACCUUUUCCUAAAGAAUCACUUUUAUAUUCAGUAGCGCUUCUGUCUGAGGUGUAACUGUGAGUAUGUCUGAGAAAUUAGUAAUGCUCUAAUAAUCAAUGUUCACGUGAGAUUUGCAUGGAUAGAGAGGGAGUUGAAGCUUGGGGCCUUGAAUUAAUUCUAUUUCAAAAUUGUAUUGUGAUUACUUCACAGGCAUCAAAAUACAUAAUCUCAGUGCAUCGUCAAGUCCUAAUCUGAAUAGGGCUGACCGUAUUAACCGUCACAGCAUGUCAGUACAUCUGUAAAGUAAUAUAGAAGGACAGGGAGAUGGAUAAUUGUACAGAGGGAGAGAGAGAGAGAGGAAUGACAACAUGGAUGCAUACCGCUAGGACUGAUUCACAUCAUGAUUCCCAUCAGGCCUGUGGUUAUUAUCAUGUUUUUUAUUAUAUGUUGCAGCAUGUGGUUGUUGUUUAUGAACAAGUCCGGCAGAGGUAAUCUGCUCAGUGUAUCACCGGAGCCUCGCUACGCGAUGAAUGGCUGCUCCGAGAAAAACAACUACGACAAUGAGCUUGGCAGGAACGAAGGGACAGCUUGACUUUGUUUAAUACAAAACAACAACAGCCAGACUGCGCAAAAGCUACCCUGGCAGGUUCCCCUAUAUCCUACAGGGAGCUCUGAGAAGUUGACUUAAGAUGGAAAGUGUCUCCUCGGCUAUACCGUUGUGUCACAGCUGCUUUGCGUAGUGGUUAACAUCUACAUGUAUUCCUGUCUUUUUCGUCACCCACUUCCUGCAAAUGACUUCUGGUGAUCACUUGUUAAACUCGACCUAAUGUGAGGGCUGCAGUGUUUGUGAUUUAUUAGGACCGUUAAAUCCUUAACGAGCGUGCGCCGGCUACAGAGGCAGACGCGACACUGUCCAACUCAAAGCCCUAAAAUGAUUUUCCAUUAAUAAAUCAGGAGAACCUUGAAAUGAAGAGCCUGACUGUCUGCUAAAUAUCCGGUCGGGGAAAGAACGGUAUGAACAGAAUAUCCAGAUGCAAAGUGGUCUGUGAUAUUGCAACCCACAGUCAACAGCAUACUCACGUGAAGGAGGAAAACUUCCAUAGCUGUGUGGCCUUCACUUGCCCCCCGACAACAAAGGGGGGGGGGGAAAGAGAGCAACAGGCGAUGAGAGUCAAUUAUGUGACCGUGAUGUCAUGGUAGUACUGGCUCCGAUCAAGACCAUAUGUCUUAUGGGGUUCCCUUGCUAUUCUCCGUGCCCUGCAUCCUUCACACCACAAACUGGGUGUUCAGGCUGAGUGUGAUUGGGAGUUCAGGUGACGUGUACAAGUCAUGUGCAGCGCAGUAAAAACAAGUUGUAUUAAAAACAAUUCUAUUGCCGCAAUCAUGCAGAACACCACUUCAACGCGGGAUGAUAAUAAAUGACCAUCUGGCAGUGUGAUUUUAUUGUCUUGUUGUGACAGAUAACAAGUAAAUUACCAUCUCGGGUCUGAAGGGAACCCAUCCGACCGACAUCUGACCAUUUAAACACGAUUUCUGGGUUUUGAGGUGCAUUCAGAUGGUCUCGACUAUCGUGAGCAACUCAGUGGGAAGUGGAAAUGUUAUGGAUUUACAAGAUGAUAGAUGGAGUCGAGGGCAGAAAGUCACAUUCUUAAAUGUAGUGUGGUUGCGAUGGUUGCUGUGUUCCCAGACCAAUAGCUCACUGACACUUAUCUAAUUCAUAAUUUGCUGCUUUAUUAUAAGCUUCAACCAAAGCAUGGGGUCACGGGGGAGACAUGGAUACCCACACUGCUGCACACAAGUAUAUUUGCUAUUCAUGUUUGUAUUUUCACUCCAUUUCUCAGUCUGUCUCUAUCUCCCUCUGUAUUAAACCGAGUGGGAGGUUGAGUAAUGAGGCUUAACAUGUAAUCCAGACCUCCCUUUCUUAUCUUUGCUUGUUCUCUUCUUUGUUUUCACUCCUCCUACCUCUAACCGCUUCUUAGAAAAGUCUGGGUUAUCUUCAACACUCCUCUUUUCAUCUUAACCCAAAUUGCAUUCCACAUAAGUCAUAUCCUCCUUAUCUCCUAUCAGCACUCGUGUUCAUGGGUCACUUUAGGAUGCUGGGAUGUCCCAGAUGCAUUCUCCCGUGUUGCUCAUGAGCUCGUGAACACUUGCAGAUGGGAGUUAAGAGUUACAAGCUUGGAGCUUUUGCAGAUUUAUAACUAAAAUUUUGCCUUCAAGUCAAGAGCAGUAAAUUAGAUUGUUGGAAAAUCUGGAGCGAUAGCAGUUUCCUCGAUUUGGCUUCCCAGACCCACCCUACUUAGAAAUGGUCAUGGAAACACCAUUCUGUAUCAAAAAACAUAAUUUCACUGAUAGACACAGUUUAAUGAAUUACGCAAAACAGCAUAAUAUUGCUUUCCAAAAGGGAUGAUUAAGUAUGUUUCACUUUUUUUCACAUUUUAAUCCUCCGCAAGCAUAUGCAACGUGAUGUCAACCAGCUGCGAUAGUGUGUGGCUGGAAUUGUUUUCACCUUGCGAGUCUCUGUGUGUGUCGUCAGGGGAAAAUGUGGCAUCACAACCAGCGGUGUCGUGGCCGUUGAUGAGGUGGGUUCACUACUAGGUGGCAGUGGUCCAAGCAAGGCCGUGGAAGUAGGGUGUAGGAAGCGGAGAAGUGGCCAUUGUCUCCCUAUUUUAGAUCCCUGGCCUGAUUUGACAUCGCUGUUGGUGUGAUCCCAUCGCUAGAGGGUCUCUAGUGGUAGUUACGUUGAACUCAGGGUUCUACGAAUAUUAACUAACACCAUUAAGAAGAAGCUAAAUCUUCACAAUUAAGGCAAAAAUCAUCAUUUGUUUAAUCAUGCUGUCCCAUGUGCACCCAUGUGGUAUGCGCCCUAACCACUUGCUGUUUGGUAGCCCUGCUGACACAUAUAUAUGUGACAUAUUGUUGUUGGAAGGUCUUCCUGUUUGGUUUUAUUAUAUUAUCAUCAUAUUUUAUUUUCUGCAUAAGUAAAUAUAUCAAUUAAAAGUUGAUCACUCACAAAAAAACAACACCACAUGUGGCACGCAGGGCUUUGACUACUGAAUAGCAACAAGUGAUGUUAAGCUAUUAAAAUGCACUGUUAAAUUGAAUUUGCAGCAUAAUAAGGAAAACUAAGCAUAAUCACAAGCGGGUUAUUCAUCGAGCAUGGAUAUAACCUUAGUUAGGAAGUGCAGCUGUUCAACAUCGCAUGGAUGUUUCUUCUACGCCCGUACACCGGGGAUCACAGAGGUGAGAGGUCAGAAAAUCCAACAGGGAACUUCCGACGUUGCACAAAAAUAAAGAAAAAGCAAGUUAGACAUGUCAGACACAGUGUAAAGUUAAAUCAGCUUCUAUGUGAUUGAUCAGUGACAAAGUGACACAAUAGGAAAAAGGGAGAAAACUACAAAGAAGAGCUAUUGAUGCAAAAUCUAACUGUACUGCCAUCUUACCGCAGUCAGCGGCUGCAUUUCUGUUCAAUAUUUUCAGAUUGAAUCCUGAAUUAAUCCACAAUAUACUCAUCUGAAGUAUUCUGUUGGCCUUAGUUUUCCAAGUGCUGCAGUUCUGAGCGAGGAUACCAAAACAAUUGACAAAGACGUGUGCUGCAAGAUGAGAAAGAUUAGUACGAGGCAUUAUUCUCUCUCGUGCUGAGUGCUCCUGUGGUGUUCCAGGAAAGACGAGCUUGACUCUGAGCUGUUAUCCUGUUGACUCAAAAGCCACAAAGGCGGCUCCCCUUUCCCCCUCUCCUUCCCCAUCUCCUUCAUUCCAAAGCUCGUCUCCUCCAGCUCUCCCUUCCCAGUCCUCCGCAUGCAUCCAUUCCCUGCCAUUUAGAAUCCCCCCCCCCCUCUCCUGUCACGGCCCUCGUGGGUUGCUUCCCAUCUUUUCCCCUUCGUCUCAGUGCACACUCCGAAUGCACCAGCCCGGGGUGAGUGGCUGCUUCUUAUUCCAUGUCAGAGCCAUCCCAACUGGGCCACAGCCUAAUGAUUCAUUUCCUCAAGAUACAGUGAGAAAAUCACUUUCAGAGUUUAGAGCAAGCAAUCGAUGCAGCAUGAGUCUCGCAUGCCCUCUCUGCUGUGUGGUGGAGCCAGGCACAGCGCGUCUACACGUGUGGAUACAACAGAGAGGCCGUGUGACCGGAACGCUGUGUGCCUCUUGUUGUACUCUUUAUUUCACAGGCAGCUACUUUGGCUCCACCAAGCCACAAACUUGAUUAAAAUGGUUUUUGACCAAAUGAACAUAUGGGUAUCAGAUGCUGUGCCCUCUGUCUUAUUGUACCGUCUCUCUAUUGGGCCUUUUCUGACAAAUUCUGGCACGUACACAAGUGUCAAAACACUCAUACACUCAUGCAAACGCACACGGACGUUCACUAAAUAUCCACUUUUUGCUCCUUCAAUCCGACACGGACACACACACACACACACACACACACACACACACACAUCCUGCGUAGCAUCUCCCUCUGGGUUUCUGGACCUCCCUGCAGCUCAAGCUGUGCUCCUUGGCCGUACAUACCGCGGCACAGAAAACACAGCGCCCCAGGAGGUUAUCGAGUGUGUGGAUGGAUGUGAGAAUGAAGGGAACAGGCAGCAGUAGACACGGUGCUCGCUCUGUGCAGUAUACCGUGUGUUUUCACAUGAGGGCGAGCGCAUUGGUGUAUGCAGCAUGUUUGUGCAUGUUAAGCACCAUUUAUCAGGUGGCUCCGUACGGCUGUGCAACCAGACCCCUGAUCCCCUCCCUCAGAGGAAACACUCCCACAACUCUCAGGUUCGCUCCUGGCUUCUUUUUCUUUUCUGCACUGUAAUGGCAUUUGUCUCGCCUUGUCCCGUCCA